Callithrix jacchus (white-tufted-ear marmoset) is the source of this 4245-nucleotide messenger RNA. It is a transcript of the gene TMED6, whose product is annotated as transmembrane p24 trafficking protein 6. The record is from RefSeq and is a predicted model, not a curated record. NCBI's taxonomy places the organism in Eukaryota, Metazoa, Chordata, Mammalia, Primates, Cebidae.
CAGAAGAUGUGGAAGUUUCUUCUUAACCUGUCUGUUUCCUCAUAUAUCUUUUCUGGGAACAAAAGAAUUCUCCGUUUCUUACUUCUGAGUGACUGAAAGGCAAGGAUUAAAGAAAUGCUAAAGUUUAAAAAUUCCUAAUGAUGGCUAAUGCCUGUAAUCCCAGCACUUUGGGAGGCCGAGACGGGAGAAUCACUUGAGGUCAAGAGUUCGAGACUAGGCUGGCCAACAUAGAGAAACCCUAUCUGUGCUAAAAAUACAAAAAUUAGCCAGACGUGGUGGCGGGCACCUGUUAUCCCAGCUGUUCAGGAGGCUGAGGCAGGAAAAGCACUUGAACUCUGGAGGUGGAGGUUGCAUUGAGCCAAGAUCGCAUCACUGCACUCUAGCCUUGGCAACAGAGCAAGACUCCAUCUGAAAACGAAACAAAACUGGCCAGAUUCGGUGGCUCACACCUAUAAUCCCAGCACUUUGGGAGGCUGAGGUGGAUAGGAUCACCUGAGGUCAGGAUUUCAAGACCAGCUGGCCAAUAUGAUGAAACCCCAUCUCUAGAAAAAAUACAAAAAAUUAGCUGGGUGUGGUGACAGACAUCUGUAAUCCCAGCUACUUGGGAGGCUGAGGCAGGAGAAUCAAUUGAACCCGGGAGGUGGAGGUUGGAGUGAGCCGAGAUCACCCCACUGCACUCCAGACUGAGUGACUCCAUCUCAAAAUUUAAAAAAAUUUUCAUCCAUUAGUUACAAGUUGGAAACUGUACAGCUUCAUUACCUAUUAACUGUGUUUAGGAGUUUAGUACCUAUUUUUCUUCUAUCAGCCAACCCCAAAUGAAACCACUGGGAAAAGUUGAAAACUUGAGCUCCUCUCGAGCCAGCCGCCUUCUGCUUGCAGUUGGUUUGGUCUCCCUCUGAACCAGAUUAGAAUCCAGAAGCUUUUCUCCCCUCAACUCUCCUUUAACUCGAUGACACUUUCCAGGAAGAAGAGUGAAACUGAUGCAUUUGGGGAAGCAAAAUAUCCUAAUCAGUGUUUCUCCAACUUGAGAAUGCCUAUGUUCAUUAAUAUUUUUUUCACAGAAUUCAGUGUUGUUUUUAUUAUAGUUAUUGAAAUGUGUACAGAGAUAAAACUGCUUACAACUUCUGUAUCAUAAAGCUUUCCAUGAACUGACGAUUGUUUUGCUGAAUCCAUGUCACUGCUUAUGACAUGAGUAGUGCUGGGAUUGCGAUGUUGGUGCGACUCAGGUGGGGGAUGCCUGUGUCACAUGUGCUGGGAGAAGUUUCCAGCCUCUUCGACCCAUCACUUGAGUGAGACUGCCACAAGCCACUGUGCUCCCAGAAUGCUGUGAUAUCAUUUGACCUUUGCUAGAACUGAACCAUAGUUAUGGAGUCUGUUUUCUGCUUUAUUAGCUUGUGACACUGAGUAAUGCAAAUAUUUGCUAGAAGAUGUUAAUACUGUUUUGUUUUUUGUUUUUUAAGAUUAUGACUAAGGCCAGGCACAGUCACUCACACCUGUAAUCCUAGCAUUUCUGGAGGCCAAGGCAUGGGGAUUGCUUGAGCCCAGGAGUUUGAGACCAACCUGGGCAACAUGGUGAAACCCCAUCUUUACAAACAAGACAAAAAUCAGGCAGGUGUGGUGGUGCACUCCUGUGGACCCAGCUAUUCGGGAGGCCGAGGUGGGAUGAUCAUUUGAGCCCAAGAGGGUAAGGCUGCAGUGAGCUAUGUUUGUGCCACUGCACUCCAGCCUGGAAGAUGGAGUGACACUGUCUCAAGGAAGCAAAAAAAAAAAAAGAAAAAAUUAUGUCUAAAUAAUGUUUAGGCAGUGUCAGAACUCAGAAACUGACAGCUUGAGAAUGAGAAAUACUGUCCUGGUGGUUAAGAGCCUGAGCCCCCACUGGGGACCCCGUUCUGCCAAGUGUGUUUGUGGAACUGUGCCACCGCUGGAAUCUCUGAAUAUUUGUGUCCUCAUCUCCAAUACCGGAGCUCACAGUACCUCCCUUGCAGAGCUAUGAUGAGGAUAAGAUGCAGGUAAAUGUUAGCUCACUGCCUGCCAUGAAGUAGGUGAAUGUUGAAAUCAUGAAUAAAAGAAUAAAGAUUGAGGAUGUGAAUAAUAUAAUUGUCUUUAAGUAGGUUCUGGAUAGUUUUUCCCCCCAUGGGUGCUGAAGAAGACAUGAAUAAAAGGAAGAUCAGCCAGACACGGUGGCUCACGCCUGUAAUCUGAGUACUUUGGGAGGCCAAGGGUAGAUCACGAGAUCAGGAGUUAAAGACCAGCCUGGCCAAGAUAGUGAAACCCUGUCUCUACUAAAAAUUCAAAAAUUUGCCAGGCAUGGUGGCGGGCACCUGUAAUCCCAGUUACUUGCGAGGCUGAGGCAGGGAAUUGCUUGAACCUGGGAGCCGGAGGUUGCAGUGAGCUGAGAUCACACCACUGCACUCCAGCCUGGGCAACAGAGCAAGACUCCGUCCCAAAGGAAAAAAAAGAUCUAAGGCUGGGCGUGGUGUCUCAUGCCUGUAAUCUCAGCACUCUAGGAGGCCAAGGAAGGUGGAUCAUCUGAGGUCAGGAGUUCGAGACCAGCCUGGCCCACAUGGUAAAACCCUGCCUCUACUAAAAAUACAAAAUUUAGCUGGGUGUGAUGGUGGGUGCCUGUAGUUCCAGCUACUCGAGAGGCUGAUGCAGGAGAAUCACUUGAACCCGGGAGGUGGUGGUUGCAGUGAACCAAGACUGUGCCACUGCACUCUAGCCUGGGUGACAGAGUGACACUCUGUCUCUGGAAAAAAGAGAACUAUUGAGGUUUUUAAUAAUAUCCUCUUUCAGUGGGUUUGGAUAGCUUUAGGUGACUCUUAGGUAGAAGGUAUCAGGACAAGGACUAUCAAUGGAGGGGUGUGAGCACCAUCUUGGCACUGUGUUCAUCCAUUUACAUCUUUGCACACACACAUGCUGUGAUUUGCUCUGAGCUGCAGCAUUGGGCAGAGAUAAGUGUUUGUAGGAGAAUUUGAUGUAACCGAACAAUCUCCCUAGCCAAAUUUUUGUCAGUGUAUUCACAAAGUUAUAAACUUACCCAGUGUUAUAUCCCCAAGAAGCAAGAACUAAAAAAUGACAGCCCUAAGAAAGGGUGGAAAGACCUCUUCUGAGGUGGCAGAUUCUUUGUAGUACCCAUGAAGUAAGCCACUGAGUUUAUGAGGUGAAAGCAAAACUUCCUCCUGUGAGCCAAACACAGGAGUAUCAUGGCAGUUCUAUUAUGAAUAUCUAUGUGUGGCACUGAAAUGGGCCUAAAUGUGACUUGUGCAGUUAAUCAUUACCCCAGCGGUUGUCUCAACGACUUGAUUUCCCUAGGCUGCGAGCAGUUCACCUGCAGAGGAGGCUCCAGAAAGCAGCAUGUCCCCCUUGCUCUUUGGGGCUGGGCUGGUGGUUUUGAAUCUGGUGACGUCUGCCAGGAGCCAGAAGACAGAACCUCUGAGUGGCUCUGGGGACCAGCCACCCUUCCAUGGAGCUGAUCGAUAUGACUUUGCCAUCAUGAUCCCUCCAGGAGGCACGGAAUGCUUUUGGCAAUUUGCCCACCAGACUGGAUACUUCUAUUUCAGUUAUGAGGUUCAGCGGACCGUGGGGAUGUCACAUGACCGGCAUGUUGCUGCCACUGCACACAACCCACAGGGAUUUCUCAUAGACACUUCCCAGGAUGUUCGGGGCCAGAUUAACUUCUCUACCCAAGAGACAGGUUUUUAUCAGCUUUGUCUAAGUAAUCAGCAUAAUCACUUCGCUUCCGUGCAAGUGUACCUCAACUUUGGAGUUUUCUAUGAGGGGCCUGAGAUUGAUCACAAACAAAAGGAAAGAAAACAACUGAACGAUACUCUGGAUGCAAUAGAGGACAGCACACAAAAGGUGCAGAACAGCAUCUUUCACAUGUGGCGAUACUACAACUUUGCCCGGAUGAGGAAAAUGGCUGACUUUUUCCUUCUCCAGUCAAACUACCAUUAUGUGAACUGGUGGUCCACAGCCCAGAGCCUUGUUAUUAUUCUUUCUGGGAUCCUGCAACUGUAUUUCUUGAAGCGUCUCUUCAAUGUUCCAACAACUACAGACACAAAGAAGCCAAGAUGCUAAGUUAAGCUGACUACAGCACCCUGGCUCUUUUCUUCUGGGGCAGAAGCUUAGUCGAAUCAGCUUUGUAACAACCCUCUGGGACAAAAAUCAAUUUAUCUCAUAAAUGUUUAAGUCUGCUGCACACAUCGAAAAAGGCAAAAUGGCAAUAAAGAAUAACAAUGAAAAAGU